CACCAAACUGCGACGUGCUCGGGAUUCGAUCCGCCCAAACCAACAAACUCUAGUCCAUCGUAUCAACGUCCGAUUCAUCGCCGGAUACUAUCGGACUCCGACGAACACCGGACACGGCGGAGAAUAACCUUCCAGAAUCAUCUCGAUUAAAAUUCGAUCAUGGAGCGACUCCAGUCACUGCCCCCACCUUCUCACCUCUCGCACUCCGCACUCUCCUUCCUCGACCACAAGUUUCACACCGCAACCGUCCUCGCCGAGUCUCCAAACUUCGUCGCCGAGCUUCAAACUCAAUGCUCCGAGUUGGAUCGGGCUCUUGACGAGUUGACUCGGAGACUCGGAGCGGGUCUUUCAGCGUACGCCUCGUUCUCAGGUGAAAUCCACAGCCUCUUCGACGGUGUUAAUGCUAAGUUGAACGACCUAUCCUCCACGUGCUCUUCCGGCAUUGUAACCGAUGGAGGAAAAGGCGAAAGAGAUGGUAAAGGUGGAAAAGGUUUCAGAGAGGAACUUGCGACUUUGGCGAAGGAAGUUGCUAGGUUGGAGACUGUUCGUGUUUAUGCAGAGACAGCACUGAAACUUGAUACUUUGGUUGGUGAUAUUGAAGAUGCUGUUUUGAAUACCAUGAGCAAAAACAUAAGGAGGCAUUCUUCUGACAGUAAUUCAGAAGAUAUGCGUAUAUUUGCUAUUAAAACACUUAAAAUGACAGAAGAAGUAUUGACUUCAAUCACAAAGGUACACCCUCAAUGGAAGCAUCUUGUAUCAGCAGUUGACCAUAGAGUAGAUCGAGCUCUAGCCAUUUUAAGACCCCAGGCGAUUGCUGAUUAUCGGGCACUUCUCGCUUCGCUUGGAUGGCCUCCACCUCUUUCUGCUUUAACUUCCUCGCACUCAGAUGCAAGGAUUUCAAAUCAAGUCUUGAAUCCUCUACAAAGCAUGCAAGCUGAUCAUAAGCUCAAGUACUCAGAAAAUUUUCUUGCUUUGUGCAGUUUGCAAGAGUUACAAAGGAAAAGGAAAUCUAGACAACUCGAGGGCCAUGAUAGGGAGGUUGCCCUACGACAACCACUUUGGGCAAUUGAAGAACUUGUGAAUCCCCUAUCAUUGGCUUCCCAACGGCAUUUCUUAAAAUGGGUUGAUAAGCCAGAAUUUAUUUUUACUCUCGUGUAUAAGAUCACAAGGGAUUAUGUUGACACUGUGGACGAAAUGUUGCAGCCAUUGGUUGAUGAAGCUAAGGUGGUUGGAUAUAGUUGCCGCGAAGAAUGGAUCUCAGCAAUGGUAACCUCCUUAUCCACAUACUUUGCAAAGGAAGUUUUCCCUAGUUACAUUUCUCAACUAGAUGAGGAGAGUGUUACAGGUAUUCAAUCAUCCGCUAGAAUAUCAUGGCUGCAUCUCAUUGACUUGAUGAUAGCUUUUGACAAAAGAAUUAUCUCUAUGGUAGAGCAUUCUGGGAUUUUGUUAUCCCUUGAUGAUGAUAUCUUGCAGAGAAUUUCUUCUCUAUCUGUAUUUUGUGAUCGUCCAGACUGGCUUGAUCUGUGGGCAGAAAUAGAACUAGGUGAUGCCCUAGAUAAGUUGAAACCAGACAUUGAAAAUGAGAAUAAUUGGAAAAAGAAAAUUGAAGGUGUAGCUCUUUCAUCAUGUACUGAUGAUCACAAGUCUCCUCUGGUUUCCAGUGCCUUUGUUCGCCAUCUAGCAUCUGUUGUUGAACGUUGUCGGUCAUUGCCUAACGUUACUUUGAGGUCAAAAUUUCUCAGAUUAGUAGGCUUGCCAAUUAUAAGAAAAUUCAUUGAUUCCAUACUUAUCCGCUGCCAAGAAGCUGAAGGAUUGACUGCCUUAACUGAUGAUGAUGCUUUAGUUAAAGUUGCAAUUUCCGUCAAUGCUGCUCAUUACUUCGAAUCUGUUUUAAAGGAAUGGUCUGAGGAUGUCUUUUUCCUUGAGAUCGGGGUGAAUGAGGAUGACAAAGUGGAAUUACAGAGUAAUAUAAAUAGUGAUGGUGAAGGGUUGCCAGAGAGUUCAAACAGAGUUGUAUUUGAUGAUGAGAUCAAAAAGUUGGAAGAUUUUAGAACAGAGUGGGUUGAAAAGAUAGCUGUAGUUAUUUUGAGAGGAUUUGAUGCUCGAUCUCGGGAAUAUCUGAAGAACAAAAAACAAUGGCAAAAGAGUGAAGAAGGAUGGACAGUGUCAAAGACUCUAAUAGAAGCCUUAGAUUAUCUGCAAGGUAAAAUGUCGGUGGUAGAAGAAGGUUUGAAUAGUAGGGAUUUUGUUGGGGUUUGGAGAAGAUUGGCAGCCGGAAUAGAUCAGUUAAUUUUUCACGGUAUUCUCCUUAGCAAUGCGAAAUUUCAUAAUGGGGGUGUUGAAAGAUUUGGUAGUGACUUAGAUGUAUUAUUUGGGGUAUUUGGUGCAUGGUGUUUGAGGCCCGAAGGUUUUUUUCCAAAUGCAAAUGAAGGUCUUAAGUUGUUGAAGAUGGACGAAAAGAGAGUUCAAGAAUGUAUGAUAGGAGGGAAGAGAUGGUUGAAGGAGAAUGGGAUCAGGCAUUUAAAUGUCUCUGAAGCAGAAAAGAUUUUGAAGAAUAGAAUAUUCACCAGUUGAAGCUUUUACCUUACUGUUUUUUGAACAUGCAUAGUAGAGAUGGCAUAAGGAUGUGUGAAAAUUUAGAGGGAGUUCUUUAGACCAGAUGCACUAAUUCAAUUUUGCAAAUUUGGCAAUAAAAAAAAAAAUUCUCCAUUUAGAAUGAGUGGUUAUUGCCUUAUAAAUCACAUACCUCAAAUUUGGGGAAAAAUUAUACUGUAAAUUUGCCAUCAGGAUUAUGGAAAACUAUUCUCCCCAUUCAUGUAAUUUAUCAAUUUUUUUUUCACUGGAGUUUGAAUUUUUGAAAUCAAAAUGGGCCUUGUGAUUGUUCAGCUUAAA
Molecule: messenger RNA, 2892 nt
Organism: Cicer arietinum (chickpea)
Lineage: Eukaryota; Viridiplantae; Streptophyta; Magnoliopsida; Fabales; Fabaceae
Product: RINT1-like protein MAG2
Biological process (GO): regulation of ER to Golgi vesicle-mediated transport; retrograde vesicle-mediated transport, Golgi to endoplasmic reticulum; endoplasmic reticulum to Golgi vesicle-mediated transport
Cellular component (GO): Dsl1/NZR complex
Source: RefSeq, a predicted model, not a curated record